This is a messenger RNA of Brassica rapa (field mustard), 11874 nucleotides long. Its product is annotated as F-box protein At1g47340. Lineage: Eukaryota; Viridiplantae; Streptophyta; Magnoliopsida; Brassicales; Brassicaceae. The record is from RefSeq and is a predicted model, not a curated record. Gene Ontology annotation, molecular function: protein binding.
GUUUUUACACUUGUUGAUAUAGUGGUACACCAUUGGUUAGUACAAUAAAGUUUUCAAAAAUAAAUGUUGUUCUUACUCUUAAGUUUGCAAAAUCUAUCUAUAUAUCUAUAUAUAUUAUAUAAAACAACAUAAUAUGAAUAACUCAGUGAACAAUAUAUACAAUAUUUGGAAAGUAUUUUUUUGAAUUUUGUUUGUGUGUCAUCACCAAAUUCAUUUAAUUAUAAAAAUAUGACAUAAUUCAGUAAAAAUGAUGACAUGUUUUAAUUUUGACAUGUCAAAUUGCAUUUAUGAAGUUUUAAUUUUUUUUGGUAAGAUGCUUCAAAUAUACCAAUAUAUUAUAUGUAUCAUCAUUUAAAGAAAAUUUUAAACUAAUAACCAAACUAGAAAUAUAUAAUUUUUAAAUUAACUUAGAAUUGAAAAUAAAAAUAUGUAUAUAUUUAUAUUUGUAUAAAUUAAAAUGAUUAUAUAUUUGUUCACUAAGUGUUCGAAUUAUGUUUUAAUUCAUUAAUUGGCAAAAGACUAAUAAAAAAAGUGAGAUCAAGAUAAUCCACAUUAGUAUUAAAUGAUCCAUGGUUUUCAACCAGCAGCCUAAUACCAGUAAACAGUAUCAACAUAAUCAUUAUCUAAAUCGUACAAAGAAUUUUCUCAUCAAUGCGACAUCAGAAACAUGGAACUCACAUGCAAUUGGGCUUUGGUGGAUCCAGAUGAUGUGGAAAUUAUAGAAAGUAUAAUACUGAAUCGGACCCAAAUGAUCGAUCAAGAUGGAUGGCAUUUCACCAAAAAUGGAAAAUACACGAUUAAAUUUGAUUAUCAAGUCGAGCGGGUGUGCCCUGCUACAAGAAGGACGCUUCCUGUGUAUGGACCAACUAUCACCUCCUCUAAAGGCAUAUUCUUACAAAAUAUGUUGUCCACCCAAGAUUAAGCAUUUUUAUGGAAAAUAGUAGGAUGUCGAGCGGGUGUGCACGAUGUAGAGCAGAUGAGGAAUCAAUAAAUCAUGUUUGUUUUUAAUGUCUCACGACUGUCCAAGUGUGGGCUCUCUCAAAAAUCUCAUCGAAUGCAGUUAAUUUUUCUACUUAAUCGAUUUUUUCAAAUAUGGAUCAUUUGUUUUAGAGGAUUUCACCCCAAGUGAUAAUCAUUAGUUUGCAUGAAUUUUAUGGUAUAUUUUGAAAGGACGAAACAACAUGAUUUUUUCAGCAACAUAGAUACCAAUCCUAGAGAUACUCUCCAAUUGGCAGAAACUUAAUCAACACUUUGGGUCGAGGCACAAACAUCACUAACACAACGAGUCACCGAAACUAGAGAGGUGAGCCGGAAACAUUACCUCACAUAUUGGGACGAUGGUGUUUACGGAUAAGUCAUGAAAGAAUAGCCCAACUACUCGGGAAAAGGUUGGUAUAGCUAGCACAUUAGAAAAAAAUUGAUGGGAUGAUGGAGGCGACGAACAUGAGAACCAGCAUUUCAUCCCUUCAUUCGGAAUUAGAAAUCUUCAUUAGGGCAAUGCAAAACAUGAGGAAUCUAAGACAGUUUCACGUAACGUUUGCAAUCCUUAAUUGUUGAAGACGGUUUCAGAACCAGGAAUUUUUUUAUAAAACGAUUUUUAUUUCAUCUUCCUAUAGUUUUUAAAACUCUAACAAAGUUAUCUAACAUAAAUCAUUUCCUAAAAUUAUACUAAAAACAGAAACAUUUUCUUUAGAAUCAUGAUGAACUUUAGAUAACUAACUUAAUAUUGUUAAAAUUACUAUCAACCAAAAAAUCUUUUGUAAAUCUAACCUAAACAAACGAUAAUAACAAGAGAUAAAGAUUUAUUAAACAUUUACCUUAUCUCAUGAUAUGUUACAUAAAUAAUUUAAACUUUGUUAUGUUUAAUAUUUAUAAUUCUGAACUUAUUUUCUAACAAUGUGAUCAAGAUUUAAUUAUUUUCAUUUUAUCAAGAUUUAGAUCAAGAUUUUAUCAUUUUAUUGACAAAAAAAGUAACUGAUUUGCGAACUACCCAAUGUAAAUAUAUAAAUUUACGUUUUUGAAAAUAUAGUAAAUUCAUAUGUAUCCAACUAAACAUUUUCAAAAUAAAUUUUUAUACUACCCUUUUGCAAAGUAGAAAUUUUAAUAUUGUUUAAUAAAUAUGAUAUCCAACUACAUACAUAAUGAUAAUUUUACAUAAUCAACUAUGGUUCAAAAUCCAUUUAAAUAAUAUAUUUAUUUAGAGUUCUACUUAUAUAUAUUGAUAAAAGGUUGUUAUUUAAAUUUGGACAUAUGAACUUUUCCGUUAAUGUUAAGACUAGAUUGGAUAUUAAAUAUAUAAAUCUGAAAAUUAUGUUACACUAAUUCAUUUUGCUUACCAAUUGUUUGGAAAUCAAUAAACAUGACUGAUAUUCUUACCAAAUGACAUUUAGUUUCUACAUACAAAAAUAUCUAUCUCUAAAUAUGACAUACACAAUACAAUAUAGUAUACCUGAAAUCAUUUCAUUAUGUAUUUUUACAUUUCUCACUCCUACGUAGACUAAUUCAAACCUUUUAUUUAUCAAGAUUUUAAUGUAUGCAAUGGUAAUUAAUAACCGGUGCUAUAGGGAAUUGUUUUAACUAAGCCAUUGUCCAUUUUUUGUACAUAUAAAUAAAUUUAUUGGUAGAAAAUAAGGUUAGAUGCCGUUUUAAAAUAUUCAAUAUUUCGAGAAUGAAAUGUUUACAUUACGUUUUUGACACAUAUUUACUAGAAAAAAUUCAUCCUAAUAUUCUUAUAAGAAAACAAAAUAAUUAUAAAACAAAAAAAAAUAAGAUUAACUGACAAAACAAGUCAGUAACUGAAGUACAAACCACACAUUCUAGUUUAAAAUCAAAUUUAAAUUUAAAAUAACUGUAAAAAUGUUAUAACACCAUUUUAUAAAAAAAUAAUCAUGCGUCUUAACACGGGUUAGAAUCUAGUAAAGGUUACAAAGACGGUAUUUAGCAAGGCCUAAAUAUGACUUGUCGUUAAUACUAAAAAGUAAAAAGUCAUGUGGAGUUUUUGCUACAAAAACAGUAUAAUUGCAGUUGAGAAAAAAAAUGCAAAAUUUCUUCUUUUUUAUUUCACCCAAAAAGUAUCCCCUAUAUAUUAAUUCUGGAGCAUUACAACAUGUUUUCGUAGUCACGUGUCAUCACGAGAUUGAUUCUUAAAAUUGUUAGAAAAAUAAGUUGGUCCAUAUAAACAAAUAUUAUGUUUUCUUAUUAAACUAACUAUCAAAUUAAUUAGUAGAGUACAAAAGAAUAUUUUUUCUUUCCUUAAAUAAAAGCUACGGAAUUACCUAAUAUGGUUAACAUAUAUAUGACAAUUAAUGAUUAUGAAUAAUACAUAUUUGAUUAAAAAAAUUCUAACCUCUUUCUUUUUUGUUAAAUUUUAUACUAUUAAGAGAAAUUAAACAAUCACAUUAAGCAUAUAAUAAAAAAAUUAGAUUUUUUCUUAUAUGAUAUAUUUUUAAUUUUUAAAAAUGACUAUAAAUUAUUAAAAAUGGUAAAAAUCCCACAUUGAAAAUUUUGUGAUAAGUGAUUUGACUUUUUUUUGUUUAAGCAAGAUACAAAUGAUCAUAUAUCAUAGGGGUAGGCAUUCGGAUACACGUUCGGGUUUUGUAUCGGAUAUUUCAGUAUAAAGGUAGAAUCAGUUCGGGUAUUUCUACACUUCGAGUCGGGUUCGGGUAUUUUAUGUUCGGGUUCGGAAUAUUUUAGGUCGGGUUCGGGUAUUUAAAAUUUGAAGAAAAAAUAAAUAAAUUAUUCAUUUUUAAGUUUUUUGAAUUUAAAAUAUAUUUUAAAUUAACUGGUUUUCUAAUUUUUAAAAUAUUAAACUAUUAAUAGGUUUUAAGAUAGAACUUAAAAAUAGAAAGACACUAAUUUAGUUGUUGUUUUGAAAUUUUAGAUGUAACUUUUGUUAAUGUAAGAAAACAGAACUUGAUAUGUAUUUUAAGUGAGUAGCAAACGAUUUUGUCCAUAAUUGUAUGUAUAUUAUAUAAUUUUGGGCAAUAAUCAUCAUUAAUAUAAAUAUUUUGAAUAAAAUGAGAGAAAUAAACUAGAAAUAUAGGGUUAGGUAUACUUAUGUUUGGUUAUCUUCGGAUUCGGAUAUUACCCGUUCGUGAAAUAAGUAAUUUGUUUUGUUAUUCUAAUUAGAUGAUUUUUAGACCGAGCUGGUGAAUAUAUACUAGACAGACAUUUAUAUUUCGAGUCUGCACUUGUAUUUUAUAACAGCUUGAUAUAUUAGAUUCGAAUUAUAAUCUAUUAAUAUAGUUUCCUAUGAUUUUUUUCAAAAUUUUAAUUCUUACAUAUGUAUAUGGAGUGAAACUAAUUUUUACAGAUGUCCAUUUUUUUUAAUUGACACUUAUGUAAUUCACCGAAUUCAUAAAAGAAGUUAAACUUAUAAAGUUAACUCAUAUCAAUGAAAUAAAGACGAGAACGAAAACACAAUUUUAUAGAGGUAGAAAAUGAAAUCACUUAUGGAGAGUCAAUAGUAAACAAAUCGAGAGCAGAAAACCUAACCCCCUUUCGUCAUUAUACAAUUGAUGUUGCCUAUUUGGUUUUGGUGAUUUGUGUCAGGCACAAAACUUAAUUUUAUUUUGUGCAUAUGAAGUUUUAAAAAUAAUUAAAAUGAGAUGUAAUACGUUAACUCUUCAACAAGGAUGAUAUAUUUAAGAGACUAACAUUUGUAUUCGUCAUUUUAUAAUUGAUAAAAACUGUAGUGUUGCAAAAUGUUAAAACCAUUUAAUAAACAAACAUUAUCAUAAGAAUUCACUCCGCGCAUGCGAGUGUAAGAUUUGCUAAGAAAAGGAAAUUCAGCAAUGCUGCCCAAAUUUUUUUUAUAUCUAUCUUAUUAAAACAGUAAAACUCAAGUACAAAUUAAAUUUGUUUGGAAACAUGUAUAGCAAUUUUUUUAAAACUUCCUUUGGAAACAUAGAUUGUAUUUUAAAAAAAAAUUGUUUGGAAGCAUGGAUUGCAGUUUUAAAAAGGAGGUUUGUUUGGAAACAUAGAUUAUAGUUUAAAAAAAUAGGUUUGUUUGGAAACAUGGAUAACAGUAUAAUUAAGAGAAAAAAAAAGUAAUAGGCUUAUAUUUUUAGAAAAUUUGGAAGUGCAUUAUAUUAUGAAAAACUAUCUAUCUGGUACCUAAUCGGGUUCAAUUCGGGUUUCUGUGGUCAAAGAUUUCAGCAUCAUUCUAAUAUUUUUAAAUUUUAGUUCAGGUUCAUUUCGGAUUUUUACGGGUUUGGUUUGAGUUCGGAUAACUCAUUUAAAUUACUUUUAAAUUUUUAAAAUUCAUUAUAUAUUUAUAUACUUUAAAUUUCUCAAAAACUAUAAACAAAAUAAUAUAUUAAAUAUAAAUUUGAAUAACAUAUGUAAGGAUACCUAAACUUAACAUAUACACUAUUUUAGUUCAAAUAUUUGGAUAGAGAAUCAAUAAUUAUUUUAAGUAUUUUUGGUGUUUUAAGUAUACUUUUACUAUUUUAUAUAUUUACUAUAGAUUAUUUGUAUAUAUUUUCAAGUAUUUAAACCAGCUUAAAAGUAUCAUAUAUAUUCUAGAUGUUUUUAUAUAUAUUAAAUCUAAAAAUAAUUAAUAUAUAUAAGUAUAUAAAUCCAUUUCAGAUAUAUUCGGGUACCCAAAAUACUCGGUUCGGAUCGGAUUCGGUUUCGGUCCUCCAAAAAAUAAAAUUUUGAAUAAUUCGGAUAUUUAAUCAAUUUCGGUUUGGGUUUGGUACUACUUUUUUGGAUCGAGAUCGGUUUGGUUCUUUUGAUUCGGGUAUUUUUAUCUAACACUUAUAUUAUUAACAUGAAAAACAAAUAGAAAUAUAUUUUUGAAAAAUAUAUCACGGGUGUGCGUGUCAAAGUCUAAUUUUCUCUUAUAACACCAUUUUAUAAAAAAAUAAUCAUGCGUUUUAACACGGAUUAGAAUCUAGUAAAGAUUACAAAGUCGGCAUUUAGCAAGGCGUAAAUAUGACUUGUCGCUAAUACUAAAAAGUAAAAAGUCAUGUGUAGUUUUUGCUACAGAAACAGUAUAAUUGCAGUUGAGAAAAAAAAAUGCAAAAUUUCUUCUUUUUUAUUUCAUCCAAAAAAUAUUAAAGUUUAUUUGGUAAGAAAAGGAAAUUCAGCAACGCCGCCCUAACUUUUUUGUAUAUUUUCUCUGCCGCUUUCCAUAUGGUAGCUAGGUCUUUUGACAUAGCUAGGUUUGCCUAGGUCUUAAUAUAAACUUCAACACCUCCCUCUCUCUCACACAGACAAGCAUAACGAUCAUGGCUACGGAUCCUAUCCCUGUGGAACUCAGCCACGAGAUAUUGUCAAGAUUGCCAGCAAAGUCAAUCGCUAGGUUUCAUUGCGUGUCCAAGCAAUGGGCAUCAAUACUUGAUCGGCCAUACUUCAAAGAUUUGUUCCUGACCAAGUCUUCGACCCAGCCACGUCUCAUAUUCGCUAUCGAAAAAAAAUGUGUGUGGAGCUUCUUUUCGUUGCCUCAGCAUAUGAGUCCACAUGAGAAGCCAUCAUCUUCUCUUGUAUUAACCCCUGAAUUUCAUAUGAAGUUCCCUCCAGACGAUACGUGGUGGAUCUUUCCUCGUUAUGACCGAAAGUUCGCAUGCGGGUAUGCCUCUGGUUUGAUCUAUUUCUCUUGUAUGUCGGUUAAGGCGGGUUACGAUGGAGUGCCUGUAAUUUGUAACCCUAAAACAGGACGAUAUGAGAUCUUACCUUUUAUCAGAAGGUACAGAAAGUCGUACAGUUUUUUUGGGUUUGAUCCUGUUGAAAAGCAAUACAAGGUAUUGCACAUGGCUUAUCCAUGUGGUCCUAAUGAUCACAGAAUUAUGACACUGGGAACUCAAGGAAUGAGGUGGAGAAAGAUCCAUUGUUCAUUAAGACUUGAGAAUCUGAGUGAAGGGGUAUGCAUUAAUGGGGUUUUGUAUUACUUAGGUGACACGUCUCAGUGUAUGGAAAAGAUUAGGGGGAAGUCUAGUUUUGCAAUAGCAUGCUUUGAUAUUAGGUCUGAGAAGUUCAAGUUUCUUUAUCCGGAAAGCUUUUGUGAAUUGGUAAACUAUAAUGGUAAGUUAGGUGUGAUUUACUAUGAUGAUCUCACUGAUGAUGCCAUUGAGUUGCGUGUGUGGGUUCUAGAGGAUGUGGAGAAAGAAAAAUGGUCGAAAUAUUCCUACACUCUGAGGGGUGAUAAACUCUUCCCGCAUUAUGCUUCAGUGGUUGGAGUGAUUUCUACUGGUGAAAUUGUGUUGUCGAUGGCUGAUUAUACGUCCAAACAGCCGUUUUAUAUUUACUACUUUAAUCCUGAACGGAACACCAUUCGACGUGUUGAAAUCCAAGGCUUCGGAGAAUACCACAAAGCUUCCAAAAAACCUAGUAGAGUCUACGUCUUUUUAGACGACUGUAGUAGAUUCUACCCUUCUGCACACCAUGCUGAGGAUCUUAAUGUUAAGGAUCCAAAGCUACUAAACUCAAGCAUAUAUGCUCCAUAUGUGUAUAAAGGAGAAGAUGAAGAAGUAGAAGAAGAAGAAGACGAUGAUGAUGAAAAUGGUUUUAGUCAAUUUUAUGGUAAAAAGAGGAAGAAUAAACCAGAUGAAAGCAGGAGUAGAAAACGAAGAAAGCAGAAGGGGAAGAAAAAGAAGAAGAAGGAAGUAGGAGGAGAAGACAGAGACAAUCAUUGGAGUUAGGUGAAAGCAAUGGGCAUGUCAUUUUGUGCUUUUAUCUAUGCGUUUAUGCUUUUGAGUUAUGUACCCUCUUUAUAACUAUUUUAAUAAACCAAGUUUUCUUUUAAGAUUCCAUCUCUUCUCAGUUUCUAAAUGCAAUAGCAUCCUCUGGGCGGUAAUGAAUACAAAACCGUGCGUGGAGAGUUUAUAUGUGACAAAUAAUUAUAUUUUGAUGCUGUCUUAAACAAAAGGAACGUGUAUAUAUUGAUAAGUAAAUCGGUUACUCCUGCAUCUUCACUAUUAUCCUGUUGGGGAUGUUCAAGGGUCAGAGCAAAAACAUUUAGCUUAUGAUUCUUCAGUUAGAAUCUCUAAUGCUAAAAAGAGGUGUUGAGUUUAGCUGAAGAAGCUCUUGAAUAACAUCCUCCAAGAUGAUAACUCAGACAACCUCUUCAUUGCCAGUCACGAUCCCUGUAGACAACUGCAAUGUUGCUGUGACCCUUUUGGAACUUAUUUAGGAUAAUCAUAUAAUAAUACACUGGAGACAAGAAGGUUAUUAAUAUGAACGCUUGUAUUAUAGGAUAUCAUAUAACGACGCGGUCAAGAAUGUGAUUUCCCGCGGAAUUCUCUCAUAAUGUUUUUUUCCUUUGAGGAACUUAAUAUUUUGUUAAUUAAGCUGACAAAAUAUAUAAAAGAAAAAUUGAUUACAAACUGAUUAGUAAUACACAAUUGUUUUUUGGGAUUAUUGGGACUAUGGAGUCAUCUUCCUUAGUCACUCUUCUUAUUGCCGAAAAAUCUCAAAAAGAAAAUGAUCAAUGCUACAAAGAUUGCAAUUGGUAUGGCAGAGUAUCCGGUCGUUGCAACAAAGUUAAUAUAGAGAGUAAUCAGAAUGACUAUUGCAAUGAGUGUCUGCUUCUUCCAUUGAACUGUAUCAUUAACUGCAAAUAGCAACCAUGCCACAAAAAAUCACUCUUUUCAAUAUACAAAUUAAAACGAAAGGAAAACAAUGGUAUACGUUAAACCAAUACGUACCCUCUUUUUUGGGUUGGUUUUGAGCCGUCAAAUGUGAGAAUGAGUCUAUUGUCCUCUUUAUACCUUCCUGUAGUUAAAGAUUAGUGAAAGUGAAACGGAUUACUGGCACCGAAACAGAAUGAUUAUAUCGAUCUAUAUGUCUCUAAUGAAAAAAGAAGUUUGUGUAAACCUGAAGUGGCACAACAGGAGCGUAGCCUAAGAUAUCCUUUGCUUUUGAGGAAUCAAAAGUUCUGCUGCAAGACUUUAGAUUUAGACUAUACUAGGUCAAACAAUGUAUUAAGCAAUGAAUAAUAAAACAGUAAAUAUAGCUAAGCAAGGUGAACAAGGUAGUUGUUCGGUAAAUAAUAGUGAGGUUGUUUGAUGGAAAGAUGGUUACUAGACUUAGGGUUUCAUUCAGGUUAUUAGAACUCUAGUCUAUAGAUGCUAAGUCUUGAUUCUAGAACUCGAUAUCUAAUGCAAAAGAAAACCAGCUCUCACUGUGAGUCUAAUCUAUUGACUAAGUUCAGUGUUUCAGCACUCGUAUGCCAACACGGAUCGAGCAUCGAUCGAUGCUAUGGUAUGAGUGUCGAUCGAUGCUAUGGUAUGAGCAUCAUUCGAUGCUACGGUAUGAGCAUCGAUCGAUGCUACGUUAUGAGCGUCGAUCGACGCUGCCUUAGGCAAGCGUUAUCGAUCUGAUCGAUUAUGUUCAACUAGAUUCCUAGACCAAUGCUAGUAUGCGCCUAGGUGUCUAAUCCAACAGGAUUUAGGUUCCGUUAUUUGAUUGCACUCUUGUGCCUCUCAAUUGUCCUAUGAUUCUAGGUUCAAGCAUUUAGUCACACUCUCGAGAUUUUCCAACUACUCUAGAUCCUAAUAUUACAAUAUAUCCUGAUGUAGAGAUCUUUAGAUAUCCUAACAAUCAUAUAAUUCAGAAGUUCAUUCAAAGCCCUAGAAAUUCCUAAACCUAGCAGGUGGAUUUACUCAUGCAUGAUGUUUGUCACAAAAAUCAUAGAUGUGUAGAAGAAAUUGCAAGAUAUAUUAAAACCAAAACCAAUGGAAUUCCAAAAGGACUCUGAAGGAGUUCAUCCCUUCUCUCCUAACUAACAACAAUGAAUAAAAGAAAGCGUAGCCAUCAACAAUGGCUUAGAAAACACAUAAAUAGGUUUUUAGGUCAUCUAAGGGUAUUAUUGUAAUUUGUGGUUGCUUAUGGGCUUCAGUCGGCCAUAAAAUAUGCUCGGCCCAUAUUCUGGCAUUACCGUCGAUCGACACCAAGGGUGCACCGUCGAUCGACAGUCCUUCAUCUCCUUGACAGCUUUUUCUCGCGAGGCAGACUGGCCACUCUUCAGUAAAAUGGGCAUAACUUCUUCGAUAAAAUGCUGAUUGACCUCAAACCGGUGGAACUGGAAAGCUAACUCAAAGCGCUAACAUGUGUCAAACGAUGGGAUCAAUAUAACAGUGGGAUAGUCUCCAUCCAUAGCUAAACAAUCAAAAUGCUCCAAAAGACACCAAAAUCACCACUUUCCUCCAAAUCGUCCAUGAACCUGUAAACUCUCUAAAUAGACACUAUAUCGUAGUAAAUAUAUCUUAAAACACCUAUAAACCAUGGCUAGAAGUGGGUAAAAUCCAUGGUUUAUCAACUCCUACAGACUUACCCUUUUGGUUGUCCUCAAGCAAAACAUACAUAAAUGGCAUGUAUAUGGUUUUAAAUUAGAGUAGCUUCCUUUGGUCAACACAUUAACAUACUGAAAAACUUCAAAUUUAUUCAGCUUAAUUGAUUCUGUUUUCUCUCUGCAAAACGUCUUAUGAAGUUUUUUUUUCUUUUCCAAGAGUCCGCUCAAUUGAUUGAUGUUUGUUUUUUCCACCUUCUCUGCAAAACUUUUUUGGUAGCCAAGAGUCACAUUUUUAAAACUUCAGGCUUCUGAACUCUCAUUCUAGGAAUCGAUUUUUGUGGGGUUCUCUCAUUCUAUGAUCUUUUGUUCGUCUGAUAUCGUCAAUUUCAAAAGCAAGUUGUUCGUCUUCAUAUCCAACUUCUAACUUGUACUUCAUGCAGGUUUGGAAAAUCCGAAAUUGACAGAAAGAGAAUUAGCAAGGAGAGAUGACAUUGGAGAUCAUUGGUUUUAUAACAAAAGUCCAAUCUUAUUAUUGGGAAUUGCAUUCAUUUAACAUUCAUAUUAUUAUUUAUUAUAAAUAUAUCCACAGAUCUGAUACAAAUAUUAUAAUACUUUAUUUUAGUGACACAAAAUAUUUAGACAUUUAUUGUUAAAAAGGUAAUAUAGACUUUGGGUUGUGUAUUACAUUCACAACCUUUAGCGAGAACCCUUACAAGGAGCAUUGCAGUCACAAAAUCCCUUAGAAUCCGAACAAACACCACUACCACUAGGUGGGUAUUUCUUCUUACACUCAUUUCGACAUAGUAUUGGAAAACAUUGCUUUGAGUUAUGUGCGAUUUUAUAAGGACAUAGUUUUGUUUCUUUUUUCUGUGCAUCUGUCAUCAUUCCUGUUAGAUACAAAAUCUCAAAUUUUAUAAGAGAGAAAAAAUAAUGAUAAUAUUUAUUUAUGAAUUAUAAAAAAAUAUAUAUCAACAAAAUUCUUACUUACUUUUGUUUUAAGCAUUUUAAAUAAAAAUACACAUAUACUUUAUUAGUAAAUCAAAAACAAAAAUUAUUUGAUGAAAAAAAUUAUUUUUGUAUUUUACAGAAAUGCGUGCAUAUUAAUUUUAAUUUCUUUUUGCAGUUUUAAGCACAAAUAUUGUAUAUAUUGCAAAAUCAUAACAUAUUAACUAUAAUAAAUUUAAUAUAUAUAUAUAUAUAUAUUAUGUUAUUCAAAAUAUAACACAAAUUUACAUAAGAACUAUAGUUCAUCCAUAUUAUGAAAAAUGUUGGUUAAAAUAUUUGUAUGUGCAUGAAAAAAUGUAAAGAAAUAGAUGAUAAAAACAAAAAUAUCUAGAAUUGUUUUAUCACAGUAUUUCUCCAUCAUGUAUAAAAAAUAUACAUUUAAAAAUAAAAAUGGAUCAAAAUAGUAAAUAAAAUCUUAAAAUAUUUUAAGGUUGAUCCUUUUUAGUUUAACACAAAAAUGUUUGACUCAGUUUCAAUAUUUUCUAGCUUGCUAGGUAUUUAUGAAUUUGCAUUAAAAUAUAAUUGAUACUAUAUUUUAUAUAGUAAAAGAAAUAAUGCAGGAGGUCUACAAUAUAUUGAAAAUAUAAUUUAAAUUAUCUAAUUAUUAUAAUCAAUUUAUUAUAAAAUUAUUGUAU